Molecule: messenger RNA, 3520 nt
Organism: Hemiscyllium ocellatum (epaulette shark)
Lineage: Eukaryota; Metazoa; Chordata; Chondrichthyes; Orectolobiformes; Hemiscylliidae
Gene: cd34
Product: CD34 molecule
Exons: 5
Coding region: 104-793 (229 amino acids)
Biological process (GO): cell adhesion
Cellular component (GO): membrane
Source: RefSeq, a predicted model, not a curated record
AUUCUCAACGAGACCACACCAAAGCAGACUGUGUAAUACUGAGCAUUGAAUUUACAGUGUAAUCCACAAGAAUCUACAACAAGAAUUUAGCUUUUAAACUAAAAUGUCUAUCACAUGGAAUUUGAUUAACAUUUCAAAAGGACAGCAGUUCUCCCUAAUGUGUGUGUUGUAUUUGAUUGUCCAAUGGAAUUGUCAAUGUUCAGCACUAGUCACAACCACACAACCAACCAGCACUGAAGCAAUGAUCAAUAAUGUAACAGAUGUUCUUUCAACAAAUGCAAGUGCACCGAAUAUUUCCACUGAAAAUUCAACUGUCAGAUUAAUAACAAGUGGGCCGGUCAAUGAUAAUGUGACACCAGGUAGAUCUGUUCACGCUGAAACUACUGCAAGACAUUCAACAAUUCAACCUUCUUCCUCUGGGGAAAAUGUAUCAGUAAAAGGAAAAGGAAAGCAGUCUGUUGAGGAACAUUCGAAAACUGGCACCCCGAAGGUGUUGAUCAUAUUACUUGUCUGUGGAUUGCUUCUUGCCGCAAUAAUCCUAAUUGUAUACUAUCGGAUGAACAAACAGACUUGGAGCCCACAGAGCAAGAGACUGGAUGAGGAGCCCGAUGCACAGGAUCAUGAUAGCACAAUGUUUUCUGUUGCUCCAGAGGACCAAUCAGAUGCGCAUGAGAAGCCAAAACUGAAUGGAGAGGCGCAGGAGAAUGGGGAGAACCAAAAAGCUGCGGCAGGAGAGCCAACAGGAAAUGGUCACCAGAGAAAAAAAACAGAUGAAGCAGACACAGAACUCUAAUGCACGAUGGAAAGAAAUGAAGGUGUCACUGUCCGAUUCUCUAAAUUAUGACCCCAUGCCAGGUACUAUACAUUUGGCUUACAGAACUGAAGAUAAGUCUUCUAAUUACAAAAUUAAAUUAACAGUUGAACUCACACAAAAAAAAUGCCAAGACUGUCCUUGUAUUCUGUGACCUGGUUUAUAAAAGUGGCGUGAGAAUUGACUUUUCAGUGAUAUUUGGUGAAUCUUGCAGUUUAAGAUCAAGUUGAGCCAAAGAUAACAUGCAAUUAAUGGUUGCUGGUGGGUAAUAAAAGGCAGGAUAUAAUUAAUUAGGGUAAUGUGCAGGAUGAAUUUCUACAUUGAGCACUGAUUCAAUACAGUCACUAGAUGUAAGUUCAUGAAAUAUUCUGUUUCCCCAUCACCGAGAUACCUGAAAUUUAUGAAUAUACAGCAUUUCCAGUUGGAAUAAUGGCUUGUCAAAUCACAUUAGGUGCAUUCGGUGCAUUAGAUAAACAUAAGUUAAUCAGAUAUCCGUUCAAUGCAUUCGGUCAAAUAACUGCUUCCCUGUUGUACUUGGAAGUCAAAUCAACAACAUUUCAUCGUGGUUAUCCAAUGAUAUGCUUCCCACAGAUCCACACAUUUUGAAAGGGCGGUCUCAAACCUCAUCAAUUUAUUUUUCCUCCUUAACUCUUCCGAUCUGAUCUCACAGUCCUUCAUAGUAUCUGUACAUAGGAAAGGUGCAUUGGGGUGGUAAGCCACGUUUUGUUAUCUGUGAGGAGUCCGUUCCCGUAUCCGCGGUAAUGAGGAUGAGUGUAUUGAAAUUGCCAAAUAGACAUUGUAAAGAAAAACGUUACUUCUUACAAUCAAUAUAAGCAUUAAAAAAGCAUUUUAUGGCUUAAAAUGUAAUGUUAUAGUUUCACCUUCACCCCCUCGCCCCUCAAGUACAGCAUUCCCAUCGUUGUCCCCAUUCCUGCGGUGAAGUGUCGAAAUUGUCUCUUGGUAGUCGUAUCACCAAAUAGCAAAUUCACGGAUUGUGUGGAAACAUAAACAGUAGAGAGAUGCAAUUCUCUUAAUUAUACGGAUAGGAUAGGCUGAAUGGCCUCCUCCCUGCUAUAAUGAUUCAAAGGUUUUAAGUACUGUUUUUUUAAAUGUUUGAGUUAAUGAGUCCGUUAUUCAUGGAUGUAAGAGAAUUACAUUAAGAUCCAAGAAAUUCUGCGAACACAAAACCAUUGGCUGCACUCUCAUUCAAGUGACUCGAUUCUGUAAAAAGGUUUCAAAUGUCAUGAAGAAAAAGGUGCAAGAGAUGGAAGUGAAUGAAAUACUGGCUGGCUGACAAUUGGAAAUGAAAUGGCUUAAUGAGGAAUUCACAAUAGUCAACUAGAUACAUUCUACACAUUAUUACGUGACAUCAUAUUGUGCACAUGCGUUAACUAGAUUUCAAAUAACUUUGUCCCCAACAGUCUUACAUUAACUAUGCCUUUUCAACAACUUAACUGCAAAUAUUAUUUGAACAUAUCUGCCGUUCUGUAACAUUGACAAUUGCAGGGAAUCUGCCUGCUGUGUUUACAGUCUCACUUACACAAUAAACUUUAACUUAAAUCUUCAUUUAUCCAAAGUGCUGGCAGCUUCAGGAAACUUGUGAAGGGUUCACCUCAGUUACUUCAUUGCAUUCUGCCAAAAUGUUUAUGCAUUAAUGUCAGAGGAUGUUUGUGCCAUUUUUCUGGGUCCCCAAGUUGAUGGACUCAUUAACUAAUUUCAUUGGUUUACAAUACAUUAAAGCUGCCUCCAACAGUGGGUGACCCAUGCUUCUGGAAGUUGUGACACAAACUUUCCACUGUCACUAACACAAAGAAGGAUUUAGAGAGACCUGUUAAAUUUGUACUUUUGAAUAAAAUGUUUUACCAAACACUCAUCUCAUUCUGAGAGCUGACCUAUAGUACCAGAUCUUGUGACAAUAAAUAGAUUGGAACUGAAUACUUUCUACAUAUAACUGUUCAUCGUGGAGCCAUAGAUAUGUGUAAUAGUAUACUGAAAAGUUAGAUUCUAACCAUCAAUUUAGAAUGUUAUAGAUUAAGUAUAUAAGAUAACUUAAUGAUCACAAUAUAUUUUUCUUUACUAUGUUAAUACUAGACAAUGUGAUCAUGUAACCAAUGGCAUUAGUUAUAUUCAAUCUGACCUAGGAUGAAUAAAUAAAACAGAUGGUUAGUACCUGCAUCAAUUAACUAUAUUUUAAAAUUGUGAAUUUACUUUCCUGAGCAGAUCUGAAGGGGAACUAAAAUCCUAACAUAACUGACUGCUUGUACAGGAUUUUUAGUAUCCCUCAAAACUGAAAACUGGAAUACAGUAAAGUGUUAGUACUUUUCCACCUUGCUACUAACACCACAUACUUUGACUUUUCAGUAAUAUAUCAAUACGUGCCUUUAAAAUUUGACUUUUAGACCAGAUUUUGUAAUUUUAACAUGUGAAAUACCCUGUGGAAAAUAUUUCACUUUUCUGUUGGUGCCUUUUUUUAAAGCAUAUCACUUGCAUGUUUUGAUUAAAAAUGGCAAAACAUUGUUUAAGGAAAAAUAGUGUGUAAAAUCAUGUUCAUUUGUUUUGCCUCCGCUUGCAGUUUUUUCUAUGAUUGCUGUGUUAAGAUUACUAACAUUACAGUUCACUGUGGUAAGAUGUCCAAAAUGUUAACAUUUCUCUGAUAUCUAUGAUUUCUACUUCUAAUCAAAAAUAAUAAAAAUGGUUGAAACAAUUUAA